ACCCUACCUUCCUCAUGUUAAAGCUACCUCAAGAACAUAACUUUGGGUAGAAGACAAACCCGCCGUGGUGCGUACCAGCCUAUAUUCUCUCGCCUAGUUGGCUUCGGGGAAAGAGUAACAGUCUCUGUAUGCUAUCGUGCGCCUCUUCUCCCGCCGCUGCCCUAAUCGUACCACCGAUCAUCGCCGUCGCGUUUCCAGAGCAAUGGUGGGCGCCACCGGGAGUAACGGCGGAGUUGCGACGGUGGCGGAGCGGCAGUACGAGAAGGCGAAGAUAUCGGUGUGGUGGGACAUCGAGAACUGCCAGGUUCCGAAAGGAUGCGAGCCCCACUCGAUCGCACAGAACAUAAGCUCGGCGCUGUCGAAUAUGAACUACUGCGGGCCGGUGUCGAUCUACGCGUACGGCGACACCACGGGCAUUCCAUCCACCGUCCAACAGGCUCUCAAUAGCACCGGCAUCGCCUUGAACCACGUCCCUGCAGGAGUUAAAGAUGCAAGCGACAAGAAGAUUCUGGUGGAUAUGUUAUUCUGGGCCGUGGACAAUGCCGCGCCUGCUAAUUUUUUGUUAAUUUCUGGUGAUCGAGACUUUGCUAAUGCUCUGCAUCAGCUGCGCAUGAGGAAAUACAAUAUUCUUCUGGCUCAACCUCAGAAAGCAUCUGUUCCACUUGUUGCUGCUGCAAAAAGUGUAUGGCUCUGGACAAGUCUUUUGGCUGGAGGGCCACCUUUAUCGAAUGGCGGCUCUCCUCAAUCUGUUGACAGCAACUCUAGUUAUUUUUCCGACUCUGAAUCAUUGCAUGGUCUUGGUCCUGAUCCUGUUCACUUAGACCAGCCAGUGGAUUCCUUCUAUGAGAGCCAUCACUCUGGGACUCAGAAAACCUCAAGUAUGGGGAGGGGAAAAGAUGCUAAACAUAAAGGGAAACAGCUUCGAAGGAAUGCGAGUCAACCAAAUAUUUCACAAUCUUCAAGUGUGCCACUAGGAGUUAAAGAAGAUCAGAAUAGUGCAAACUCCCAUCAACCUGGAUAUAUGCAUGUGAAGCAAAUCGAGGACUCCCCGGAUUUAUCUAGUACAUGUGAUCCCGGAGUAACCUCAAGCAUGCCUGCCCCAAACUUCAUGCCUGGCAGUGCUGACCUAUCUUGGACUACCGACAAUAACAUUCAGAGUGAUUACCAAAACUAUUACUCGCGUCCUGCAAGGCCAAACAGCGUUCCUUUUCAGCCUCCAUUUGCACCAGGUAAUCUGCCUCCACCUGAUCCGCGUGCCUUUGCCUCCCAUUCAAGGCCUCCAAGGCCUGAUGGACCAAGCUUCACACCAGGUCCUCCAACAAAAGUGCCCGACGUUGGCAAGCUAAACCAGCCAGUGGAUUCCUUCUAUGAGAACCAUCACUCUGGGAAUCAGAAACCCUCAAGUAUGGGGAGGGGAAAAGACGCUAAACAUAAAGGGAAACAGCCUCAGAGGAAUCCGAGUCAACCAAAUAUUUCACGAUCUUCAAGUGUGCCACUAGGAGUUGAAGAAGAUCAGAAUAGUGCAAACGCCCAUCAUCCUGGAUAUAUGCAUGUGAAGCAAUUCGAGGACACCCAGGAUUUAUCUAGUACUUAUGAUCCUGGAGUAACCUCAAGCAUGCCUGCCCCAAACUUCAUGCCUGGCAGUGCUGACCUUUCCUGGACUACCGACAAUAACAUUCAGAGUGAUUACCAAAACUAUUACUCGCGUCCUGUAAGGCCAAACAACAUUCCUUUGCAGCCUCCAUUUGGACCAGGUAAUCUGCCUCCACCUGAUCCGCGUGCCUUUGCCUCCCAUUCAGGGCCUCCAAGGCCUGAUGGACCAAGCUUCACGCCAGGUCCUCCAACAAAAGUGCCCGAUGUUUGCAAGCUAAACCAGAAACCCUCAAGUAUGGGGAGGGGAAAAGAUGCUAAACAUAAAGGGAAACAGCCUCGGAGGAAUCUGAGUCAACCAAAUAUUUCACGAUCUUCAAGUGUGCCACUAGGAGUUAAAGAAAAUCAGAAUAGUGCAAACUCCCAUCAACCUGGAUAUAUGCAUGUGAAGCAAUUCGAGGACCCCCAGGAUUUAUCUAGUACUUGUGAUCCCGGAGUAACCUCAAGCAUACCUGCCCCAAACUUCAUGCCUGGCAGUGCUGACUUUUCCUGGACUACCGACAAUAACAUUCAGAGUGAUUACCAAAACUAUUACUCGCGUCCUGUAAGGCCAAACAACUUUACUUUGCAGCCUCCAUUUGCACCAGGUAAUCUGCCUCCACCUGAUCUGCAUGCCUUCGCCUCCCAUUCAGGGCCUCCAAGGCCUGAUGGACCGAGCUUCACACCAGGUCCUCCAACAAAAGUGCCCGAUGUUGGCAAGCUAAAUAUUUCUGGAUACCGUGGAAAUGAUUAUCAGCCCUCUUCUUCACAACCACAAAUUGGACUAGAGUUUAAACAAAAUCACACAAGCCAUGUAAAAUUAAAUGGUCCGCAGAGGGGCCACAUGGGUAACACGCCUUCAUUUUACCAUGACACACUGAACAAUGCGCAUCUGAAUGGUCGAGAAUUUCAAUCGUCAUCUUCCUCAGCCACGGUUACCACUAAUAUCUCCAGUCAUGGUGUAUGGGAAACUCCAGGAUGCUCUAACCCAUCUGAAUAUGUUCAAGGCCUGAUUGGGGUAGUUCUACUUGCCUUGAACACGUUAAAAACUGAGAAGAUUAUGCCAACUGAAGCAAAUAUAACUGAUUGCAUACGUUAUGGUGAUCCCAAGCACCGAACAGCUGAUGUUAAGAAAGCUUUAGAGAGUGCAGUUGAGCAGCAGCUUGUAGUUAAGCAGAACAUAGGAGGUUCUUUGCAAAUGUAUGUUGGUAAGAAUCAAAAACUAUGGAAGUGUGUGAACCCCAUAGGGGGUAAUAUUAAGCGUAAUGCUGAAGCAACAUGGAAUGAAAUCCGUAAAUUUUUAGCAUCCUCUCCUGGCCGAUCUGCAGUAAUGGCUUCUCAGUGCAGGUAUGAAGCCGCUACUAUUAUGAAGCAAAUGUGCUUAAAAGAGUUUGCUUUGGGCGAUGUACUUCAGAUCUUACACCUGGUGAUCAAUGUGAAGAAGUGGGUCACACAUCAUCAGUUAGGAUGGCAGCCAGUUAACAUCACUGUCACAGAGGCCUGACCUGAAUUGGGGGCUGCAGCUGGGGCAUAUGCCCAAUAGGAGCUAGUUUUAGUUUAAAGGAGGGCUGGUGGAAAAUUAUUUGAUAUGGAGUACUCAAAGGUUUCUUGGAACUAGGGAUCGGUUAAUGGAGGUCUGGUUUCUGAAGGACUAUCAACUAUAGAGUUAAUAGCUUUGGAAGUUUAUUUAAGGUGGUUUGAGUAAGGUUCAUUGGUACAAUGACAUUGGUUGGUUUUUUUCGCUUCUUAUGGAAUUAGAAAGAACGCCUGGAUAAUUGUCUGUAGAGGCAGUUAUGCUGAGUUUAUAAGGUUGCGAGACACUAGCUGGUUGCUACCAUGAUCGGCUGUCUCCAGUGUAAGGGUUUACAUUGUGUAUAUGCGGUAUACAUUGAUGGGUAUUCUUGCUUUGCAUGGGGUUGGCUCUUUUGUGUUUGUUUAGAUGUUUCAAGGGGAAGUCGACAAACUAAAAAAAUUUGGCGCUAGGUCUCCAACCAUUGUAGACUUUUAUAUUUUCUGUGAUUUAUUGGGGACUAGUGGUUUGACUAAUUUGUUACCUCCAAUAUCGUGGAGUUAGCAAUGGAAGAGGUUCUUAGAUUGCAACAAGCGUUAUUGGCGAGAAACUAUUCCUGAUAUUGGUAAUCAAAUGAAGAUGGAGUUGUUUACUAAAUGAGCAGACAGAUAAAUUUCUGAUAUUGUUAGCUCCGGUGCUCGUGGAGUUAUCAAGGGAAAGUUUCCAGAUUGUGUAGUGCAGUGUCCGGGUGAAAUUAAUUUCUGAUAUUGAUAAUCAUAUCAAGAUGGAGAAGUUUACUUAGUGAGCAGAUAAAAGGUCCUUGUGGCUGCAGACAUAUAUUGAAGCAGCCAAAGUUACGUUGGAGGACUUUGUUACCUUCUUGAAUCUAGCUUCAAGAUGUUGCGAUUUAAAGAUGGAAACCAUUUUGAUCUCCUAUCAGUGUAUGAUAGAUGCUAGCAGCAGCUAAUACACUAUAUGAAGAGCAAAUGCAGCGCCAGAUGACCACACGUUUCAUUUCAAUGCGGUAUCAGUUGAUAUAACCACGAAGAUGCCAGCUGAUGCUGGAGUGCUAAGAUCUCCGUUGAGUUUUACUAAGAAAGACGCAAGAUUGGCUGUUGAGAGGCCGGCCUACUUCACCACCCAUUUUCAAAUUUCCCUUGUUACAUCACAUUAUAUAUAUGCACACACACGAACACAUAUCGAAUCCGUAGCUGUGUUUCCUUUGUGCGUCGGUGUUUUGUUACUGGGUAUUGUCAGGCACUGUUAAACCUGUUUAAUAUACGUUUUUACGUGAGUUUGUAUUAUAUUUUGCCAUGUCAACUUAUCAACCAAUGCAGCAGUUUCAUUCAUAGA
This is a messenger RNA of Diospyros lotus (date-plum), 4492 nucleotides long. RefSeq lists its product as uncharacterized. The record is from RefSeq and is a predicted model, not a curated record. The coding region runs from base 203 to 3133 and encodes 976 amino acids. The transcript has 3 exons. Gene Ontology annotation, molecular function: RNA nuclease activity. NCBI's taxonomy places the organism in Eukaryota, Viridiplantae, Streptophyta, Magnoliopsida, Ericales, Ebenaceae. Gene Ontology annotation, biological process: regulation of gene expression. Gene Ontology annotation, cellular component: peroxisome.